GCAUGAAGUCAGUGUAGCUUAGCCUAGCACCGAAUGUCAGCCAUGACAAGGAACAGGGGGCGGGACUUCCUUCAGAGGCCCGCUCACCCUGUGGGCCGCACUAAUAUUAUACUUUCAUAUCACGGUGGGGCCACGAGAUAUCGUCCUACGGGCCGCAAUUGGCCCGCGGACCGCGAGAAUAAGACCUCUGUCCUACAGGAUGAGACCUGUAGAGAUGGAGCUCUGGGGGUUCCUGUCAUUUCCCUGACCUCUGCUCCUGUUCUGACCUUUGACCUUGGGAUAAAUCAGCUGGACACCUGAGAUGUUUUCCUGUUGGGAAUAAUCUUGGGACUCCAAAUAGUUUGGAGAUUACCUUUGACCCUUCCUAGGUUUAUAAGAAGUGUCAUGGCUGUCAUAAGGCUUGCAUAUCUCAGAUGAUCAUUUUAACACCAUAAAUAAAAUAUGGAAUGAACCUUAAUCCAGAAUAGGAUUUUUUAUGUUCCAGAGCAUAAGUCGCUCCUUUUCUAGAGCUGCUGAUACAGACGAUGAUGUGUUGAUGUGUGUUUUAGAGUCGAGCUUCAUCUACUGGAACCCAGACAUUCUGAUCCAAUGGCUUCUUUCUUAAACAGGUGAAGGAAGAAAAUGUCAAGGAUGUUCUGUCUGUUGCUGUGGCAGCUAGUUCUCAGAGUUUCCUGCCAUGUUGCUACAGCUAGUCUGUGUACGGCCGGCUCCAACAUCUUUGCGUCUGUCAGGGAGAACAGUCCAGUAGGUCAGUUCAUCUCACACAUCAGCAUCAGAUCUGACCCAGGAGCCAAUACCGUGCGUCUGUGCCUGACCGGACCGAAUGCCAACUGGUUCUACUUAGAAGGUCGGACCAUCAGACUCAACUCGUCUGCAUCCAGAGUCCUGGACCGAGAGGUUUUGGGUCCAUUUCUGAUAGCUGAGCUCACCUGUUAUGAGGAUGAUAUCAAACAAAGCCACUACAGGAUUCUGGUGGAGAUUCUGAAUGAAAAUGACAACAAACCAAAGUUCCUGGAGGAGACCAUCCAACCGUUCAGCAUCAGUGAGGUUGCAGCAGUAAACUCUGUGGUUUUCACUGUGAAGGCUGUCGACUCAGAUGGAGACAUGAUCAGCUACGUCAUCGACCAGUCCUCGGAAGAUGCAUGGUUCUUCAGGAUCGACUUGCCCAACAGUGGGAAAGUGGUGCUGAGCAAACCUCUGGACUAUGAGAGCAGAACUCGCCUACAGAUCAUCAUGUGGGCCCAGGUGAAAGUUCAGUUGUAAACAGGUCCAGCAAGAGUCCAAAGUUACAGAUUUCACUACAUGAAGAAAUUCAGAUCAUUUGACGUCAUUAUAGCAGGGCAGUGCAAAGACAACUAAAGG
Molecule: messenger RNA, 1362 nt
Organism: Poecilia latipinna (sailfin molly)
Lineage: Eukaryota; Metazoa; Chordata; Actinopteri; Cyprinodontiformes; Poeciliidae
Product: protocadherin-9-like
Exons: 6
Coding region: 622-1263 (213 amino acids)
Biological process (GO): adherens junction organization; calcium-dependent cell-cell adhesion; homophilic cell-cell adhesion
Cellular component (GO): catenin complex; adherens junction; membrane
Molecular function (GO): cadherin binding; calcium ion binding; beta-catenin binding
Source: RefSeq, a predicted model, not a curated record